UUCUGAUAUCGCCGAGUCUUACAGUAGAAGACAUAACUUUGAUUAAGUAGAGGUUGGGACAUAAUUGUUUGUCAGAUUAUCUAAUCAUGUGUUUGACAAACUAGUGAAGAUAUUUUACCAGCGGAUGUCAAAAUCUUCACAACAUUUAUCAUAGGUUUGAGGGAAAAGUCAGUGCGACAACUGUGAUUUUGUGAUGGCAGAACCGCAGCAACAGUUGGUAGACAUCGACCCGGAUUUUGAACCACUCUCCCGGCCGCGCUCAUGCACCUGGCCGCUGCACCGACCUGAAUGCGCCGAGCCGGGGAGCUCAAACACAUCCUCCCCGGCACCCUCCGUCAAGCCGGAGCAAGGCAUCGUGGACUUUAUCAACAGUUUAAGUUUACUCGAGGAGACCGAGGACUACCCGGAGGAGAAGCCUGUGCUUCUGUGUAGCGACUUCCACUGCCAGGACAACUGCGUUCAUCCCCAGCCGUUGCAUCCACAGCAGCCGAAUCCACAGCUGACGCACCCGCAACAGGUGCCGCCGCUCCCCGCCCCUGCCAGCAACUCCAGCCCUGCAGCCGCCCAGAGGAAGAGCAGCUCGUCUCGUAGGAACGCAUGGGGGAAUAUGUCAUACGCUGAUCUCAUCACCAAGGCGAUUGAGAGCUCCCCUGAGAAGCGGCUCACCCUGUCUCAGAUCUACGAGUGGAUGGUGAAGAGCGUGGCUUACUUCAAGGAUAAGGGCGACAGCAACAGCUCAGCCGGCUGGAAGAACUCAAUCAGACACAAUCUGUCCUUGCACAGUCGUUUCAUGCGGGUGCAGAAUGAAGGAACCGGGAAGAGCUCGUGGUGGAUGCUGAACCCUGAAGGAGGAAAAAGUGGCAAGUCUCCACGCAGGAGAGCCACUUCCAUGGACAACAACAGCAAGUUCACAAAGAGCCGUGGACGAGCAGCAAAGAAAAAGAUGUCCUUACAAGCUGGACUGGAAGCUGGUUCCAACAGUCCUGGUUCUCAGUACCCAAAAUGGCUCGGCAGCCCCAAUUCUCAUAGCAAUGACGAUUUUGAACCCUGGACCACCUUUCGUACACGCGCCAGCUCCGAUGCCAGCACACUUAGUGGACGCCGUUCACCCUUUCUACCCGAAGAGGACCUGAAUGAGGCCGUUGAGGUCCACAUUGGGUACCCAAGUACCAUAGGCACCAAGAUGGGUGGCCCCCUCCCCAGCCUAUCCGAAGUGGCAGGUUCCUUGGUUCACCAUGGGUCUGAGAAUGUGAUGAUGGAUAAUCUGCUAGACAACCUCAACCUCAUCUCACCCAAAAAUAAUGGUCAGGGCAGCCAAGAGGGUAGUACUGGAUACCCAUCUUACAACUCCCCCAUUAUGGGCCCUCACCCUCAACCCCAUGUCCAACAAGACUACCGGAAGUGCAUGUAUGGUCAGGGAGGAGUUGGGGGACUGAGUCCCAUUGCCAUACCAACUUUAUCGGACAGUAAACCUGGAGGUUAUGGACCUUUCGUGGGUCCAUAUAAUUGCGCUGCUGGGUUGCUUAAAGAGCUGUUGACCGCAGAUGCCAAUCCAAGAGUCGAGCUGAUGCAGUCGUUGGGGUCUCAGACUGGGGAAGGGGCACGUGUGCUACCAACCUAUGUUAGUCAAGAUCAAUUGGGACAAGGGGGCAAAAUGAUGGGCCCUCAUGUGCACCAGCACCCACAUCCACACCUGCACAUGCGCCCAAGAUUGCUUCAUCUGUUGCCCUCUCCGGCUAUGGGUAUGAAUGGGUGUACCAUGUUGCCUCAUGGGCAUCCUGGUCACCUAGGCAACAUGAAGCCCCAAUUACUCCUGCCUCACAAUCAUCACGCACAGCUGGGAGGAGGUUGCAAUGAUGCAGGGUUGCCAAGUUACAGCAGCACCAAUGGCAAUGGCUACCACAGGCAUGGACAGGUACCUCACCACCAUGGACAUCCAGAGCGGUUGCCCAGUGACUUGGAUGAUAUGUCCAUUGAGCAGCUAGAAUGUGACGUUGAGACUGUCCUUCAUGAUACUCUCAUGGAUGGUGAUGCGCUAGACUUCAAUUUUGACCCCAUGAGCAGUCAGCAAGUUUUCUCUCACGGGGUAAAGACCAACACGCAUAAUUGGGUAUCUGGAUAAACAUGGUGAUAUCUGCUCAAACUCAUACACAUAAGUAGACUGUUUCUGAUGUAAUAUUGUGAUUGAUUAUGAAGUUAUGUCAUCAAAACAGUGGGACACACCAUUGUAUAGCACAUAUAAAGUAUGUAAAUAUCUCAUAGACAGCUGGUCAAUAGACAGUUGAUCAUUGAAAACUGAAGGUUUUAUCAAAAGGCAGCAUAUACAUCCUUUAAACCCUUAAUUUCUCUCUGCUAACCCUGCUGAAAUUAUAACUUAAACAAAUUGGUUUGCUGGUCUUCCAACCUGUUGGCUGGUUUUAAAGGGGUUUGUGGCACUUUUAAGCUAGUCAGACUGGUAGACUAGCUGAAACAAGCAGCUGAACACCAACUUGAUCAGGCUGGUAGGCCAGCUAGACCAGCUUAAGUCUGCUAAAUCCAGCAAACAAGCUUCAAUGCUGGUUUAAGCAGUUUUUUUUCCAGCAGGACUUUCCUUACCCUCAUCUGUCAGGAUUCAAUAACUUGGCAAAGCUUUCAGUCGUAAAAUCUUUUAACCACUUUUUCCCAAUGUAUGUUCUUGUCCUGAACAGAAUGCAGUAUAACUGGUCUGGAAUCAUCCAUAGUGCCUGUUAUCAAGCAGGUUUGUGUGUCAUGUUCAAACCAUAGUAGCAUUCAGCUCUUAUGGGCAGCUAGACAGUUUGUGUCUACCCCAGAAAAAACUUCUUUCUUUUUCUGAAGUGUGUGCAUACACCUCAUCAGCUGUUUACCUCAACACAGAUAGAACCCCUGCAGCCAAUCAGCAGAGGCCAGUGAAUGUUCACGAUGUACUGAUUUACAGUACAUUGUUCCAGUAGACUCCAUGAUUGUCAGAAUUAAUUUGAAUCUGGAUAUGCUUUUGGUUAGUCCAAAUGUAAAUACCAUAGCUAGUCAGCGAUCAUGGCUGUUUUGUACAUAUUUGUCUCUCAUAUUGGAACUGUAGGUCACUAAACUUCAGGGCAGAACUGUGCGUCACAUUAAAUAAACUGGAAUGGUGUUUUUAAUGUAUAGUGCAUUUUACAUUAUAGUUAAUUUUUGCAUUUCAGGUUGUUGAAUUGAAUGCCUUUUGUACAGAGAUGUAUAUCUUUGUUGUACCAAUGAGAUGAUAAAUCAAAUGUUUAUACUAAAGUGUAUUUGUAAAUUACAUCGUCUUACUGGUCAUUUUAAGUUCUCGUUUCCAUGAACCGCUACCAGCAUUUUAAAGUCUAAAAAUCUGGUUAUUGUGGCCUUUUUGCUUUUUUAUAUAAUAGGAUAUUUUCUCAAACUGCUGGAAAAAAUUCCAUCAGAGAUAUUCCCUGUAAUUUAUGUGUUGAAUAAUCUGUAAUUUGUGCCUUCCCCUCUUACAAACUUGCAUUCGGAUCAAUGACAUGAUUAUGCACAUGUUUUUAGUCUGGCUCUUAUUCAUUUAUAUAAACAAAAAAACAUAAAUGCAAUUCACACAUAUUGACUUUCAAUUUUCAAAAUAUAAGUCAAAUUGGAAUAAUCGUCCUGAAAUCAUAAUAGAGAAUAAAAUCUUGUUUUUAUUUUAUUUUAUUUUUAAUUUUUUUAAUACGUUAGUUCAGGUAGUAAAAUGUCAGCAAAGAUAUUUGUUUAAAAAAUAUUUUUGCCUUGAAAAAUAUGUUUCAAAAUAUUUUAAAUUAUAUACAUUAAAGGUGUAAACAAAACAUGAUUA
This is a messenger RNA of Xyrauchen texanus (razorback sucker), 3805 nucleotides long. RefSeq names its product forkhead box protein O1-B-like. The transcript has 3 exons. Gene Ontology annotation, molecular function: DNA-binding transcription factor activity, RNA polymerase II-specific; RNA polymerase II cis-regulatory region sequence-specific DNA binding. Gene Ontology annotation, biological process: regulation of transcription by RNA polymerase II. Lineage: Eukaryota; Metazoa; Chordata; Actinopteri; Cypriniformes; Catostomidae. The record is from RefSeq and is a predicted model, not a curated record. Bases 194 to 2122 code for a protein of 642 amino acids. Gene Ontology annotation, cellular component: nucleus.